Ruditapes philippinarum (Manila clam) is the source of this 1727-nucleotide messenger RNA. RefSeq lists its product as uncharacterized. The record is from RefSeq and is a predicted model, not a curated record. NCBI's taxonomy places the organism in Eukaryota, Metazoa, Mollusca, Bivalvia, Venerida, Veneridae. Gene Ontology annotation, molecular function: protein binding. The transcript is spliced from 3 exons. Bases 51 to 812 code for a protein of 253 amino acids.
AAUGUAGUUGCAUUCUUGACAUUAAUCAAGGCAAAAUAGUCUGUAACAAAAUGUUGUUCUCAAGGUUUUAUACUUUUGUUGUGUUAUUUCAAAUAUACAAUUUUCAAUUUGUUCUUGCAAAAGAACCAGUCUGUUCAAAAUUUGCUUACGAAGAACAACUUUUAGAGAAAAUGAUCAGGACUGAAAUUAAAGUAGAAACCAUGGCAAACGAAAUUAAGACGACACAAGAGACUGUCAUGGACACUUUAGGCGUCAUUAAGAAGACUGUUCAAGAAUUCACGGAUAUGUUUGAAAGCUUGAAGAACAACAUCACGGGGCGUAUGUUAGAGAACACUCAAAUAAUAGAGAAGAAAAUGAAGUUCUUCGAGAAGUUAUAUGAAGCGACUCGGAUGAAUUUAACGCAAGAAAUUGAAAAGCAAGGAAACAGUGUUGUCGAAAUGCAAGGGAAAUUGGAACGACCCUCUGUCGCUUUUAAUGCACACCAUGUGGCAGAUGUUAACCUAGAUGAAGCAAACGAGAGGAUUGUAUUUGAUACUGUCAUCACUAACGAAGGCUCUGGAUACGAUAGUUCCACAGGAAUUUUCACAGCUCCUGUUGGGGGGAUGUACCAGUUUAACGUCCAUAUUUGUACACAUUCCUCAAAAUUCAGUUAUAUAGGAAUAGUUCAUGCUGAUAACAUAUUUGCAAAAAAGUUUCAAUAUGCAUCUGGAAACCCACUAUUGCAGCUCAGUGGGAGGAGUAAUAAGAGUGAAUUCAGGGGAACAAGUUUGGGUUCAGUCUACUUCACCGUCAUCAAGCCACAAACUAAUUGAUGACAACUCGAGAAUGAACAUAUUCUACGGAAUGCUUAUAAACAGCUAGAUAGAAACGCAUUCAAUGCGAUAUAUCUGCAAAUAGCCUAAGCUUAUGAGUUUAUGUGUUUUUUAUCGACGGAUGUAUUGACUAUAUUCAUGAAAUCAGAUAUUAAAGAUGCAUUGACCAAAGAUUAUUUGACAAGUAUUUAUCAGGAAACGUUUUUUUUUAAUAAAGAUAGAUAUGUAGAGCUAAAAAAUGAACAUCAAUACUUUUAAUUCCUAGAAAAAAGUGUUAACAGCAUUUUCCAAACAUGUGAGAGAAGACCAAAAUUCUUUCUUUUUCCUUAUCAAACAAAGUUGAUAUUGUUAAAAGUGUAUUUUUGUUUGAUUUUAAAUGACUGAUUUAAACUAUUUCUCUAUUCCUCUUUAUUGUUUACUUUCUUAGAGUAUUGUUCUCAAUGAUAUACAUGUAUAUGGGCUUUUGUGUCAAUAUCGUUUAUGUACAUGUAAUUUUUAAAUGAUACAAUAACAAUUGUUAAAAAUCUUUACAAUAACUGAACGGCCGAAAAAAGAAAAGAAAACAUAAUCCUUAAAGAACGUCAAAAACAGCAUAUUGUAAAUUUUGGUUUCGCUUUCGGUUUAAAUGAGCCAAUUCAUGGACGGAACAGGAAAGUGCAAGCUACUGUCCGCGACCCUAGCACUCGGCUUUAGCAGAAUUCAAAUUUUAAAUGUAGGUAAAAUAUCACAAUAUUUAGCUCUUACACUACACAUAGUCUAUUUUUAUGGUUUACUUUAUUUUUUUAUGUCUUUUGUAAGUGAUUUUAAUUUAGGUAAAAUAUGAUACUGUCAGAUAGAAUUACGGAUUUUUAAGAAUUAUGGCAUGUCUUUCUUGUUCCACUGUCAUGUUUUGAAAAAUAAACAAGUUUGAUGGCA